UAUCUGUAUCCCUCCCACCUGUGCAUAUAGGCAGAUUUUAUUCUAUGCAUUUUUUAAAAAAAUCAAUGACAGCUGAACAGAAAAAAUAAAAAUGCUGUGUCCUCAUUCUAAAUCCUUGGAAUUAUUGAACACUUAGUAUCAACUCACAGGGUGUCAUUAGAAUUAAAUCAAAUAAUGGGUUAUCAGAGUGCUCUGUAGCAUCCUAUUGAGCACAUAGUAUCUGCUUAAUAAACAUUGCAUUAGUACAUGUGCACAUGUUGUUUGCCAAAUGCAGACUUACUCAGAAAUUGCUGCUUUCUGUUUUCUUUGUAAACUUUAAAGAGCCAUCAAAUAGUAUAAUAGUUUAAGAUAGAGAAUGAUUGUCUUAAUUUGUAUCAGAAGUAUUUGUGUUGUGACAAGAGUGCUGAAUUUAAGGACUCUGCUGUGCCUCAUUUUUCUAACUGAUGCUAAUAAUGCUCCGGAGAGGGUCUCUGAAAAAUAUUUCUUCUCUAUAUACCAGAGCCUUCUCUACAUCAUGGCUUCUUAUAUGCCAUGCAGAAUUCUCACCAUGAACUUUUGAUCUGCAGUAUUAAAAAUAUUUGCUUUGUGGCUGUUGAACAUGGAAAGGUGUGGAUACUCAAUAUUUCUAUGGAGAAAACCUGGGGUUCUUAGUGAAGAUGGAGAACAUGUAAUGUUGAGGUUCUAUCUGCGUUCUUUAUUAUCUCUAUGUAUUAUAUGGUUACAAAACUGCUAAUUUAAACAAGAUGGCAUUUAUUACCCAGAAAGUUCUGAAAAAAUUAUCAGGAAAUACCUGCUUAUUAGGCUGUUAAAGAAAGACUACUUGAAAUCACUAUUCAAAAUUGUAGAACAUGGAAGAUAAUUGUAUCUUGAACUUUCCAUAAAACUGAUAUUUUCUUAUGGUUAAAUUCAGACUGCAAUUUACUUCAGUGUGGGCAAUACCUCAGUGGUGUUACUGUGACCUUCUGGGUGUAUCAGCACACUGUAAAAACUUGUCCUAGUGCAGUUGAUGUUAAUAACUCACUUGCUUAAUAAGCUCUCUUACAGAUUUUUUCACUAUAGAGUUAGUUUUCUCUUCAUCAUUAAGUUUCUUUAUGCAGCUGAUGUGCAUAAGCCAUCACAUAUUUUGGCAGCUGUUUUUUUGUGGUUUUUUGUUUGUUUAGUUUUUCUUUACAUUUAUCUUUCUUUGGUAAAUGAAAGCUCUCGUCUUUGUUUACAGGCCAGAAAAACUGAAAAAAAUCACAGGCUUUUCCACUUACUGGAUGUUUGACAAAGUAUUCUUUUGGGGCCAAAACAUUGGCAUUACUGGAACUGUUGACAUUUAGGGAUGUGGCCAUAGAAUUCUCUCUGGAGGAGUGGCAAUGCCUGGACACUGCACAGCAGAAUUUAUAUAGGAAUGUGAUGUUAGAGAACUACAGAAACCUGGUCUUCUUGGGGAUUGCUGCCUGUAAGCCAGACCUCAUCACCUGUCUGGAGAAAGCAAAAGAGCCCUGGAAGAUGAAGCGACAUGCGAUGGUGGAUGAACCCCCAGGUAUAUUUCCUCAUUUUGCUCAACACCUUUGGCCAGAGCAGGGCAUGGAAGAUUCUCUUCAAAAAGUAAUACUCAGAAGAGAUGAAAAAUGUGGACAUGAGAAUUUACAGUUUGGAAAAAGCUGUACAAAUGUGAAUGAGUAUAAGGCCCACAAAGAAGGUUAUAAUGGACUUAACCAGUAUUUCACAACUUCCCGGAAGAAAGUAUUUCAGUGUGGUAAAUAUUUGAAAGUUUUUAAUAAAUUUUUAAAUUCAAACAGACAUAAGGUAAGACCUACUGGAAAGAAACCUUUCAGAUGCAAAACAUGUGUCAAAUCAUUUUGCAUGCUUUCACACAAAACCCUGCAUAAAAGCAUUUAUACAACAAAGAAGUCCCACAAGUGUAAAGAAUGUGGAAAAACCUUUAAUUGGUCCUUAACCCUUACUAAUCUUAAGAAAAUUUAUACUGAAGAGAAACCCUACAAAUGUGAAGAAUGUGGCAAAUCUUUUAAGCAACUCUCAACCCUUACUGCACAUAAAAUAAUUCAUGGUGGAGAGAAACGCUACAAAUGUAAGGAAUGUGGCAAAGAUUUUAACUGGUCUUCAACGCUUACUGUACAUAAGAGAAUUCAUACUGGAGAGAAACCUUAUAAGUGUGAAGAAUGUGGCAAAGCAUUUAUAUUGUCCUCAGCCCUUACUGUACAUAAAAGAAUUCAUACUAGAGAGAAACCCUACAAAUGUGAAGAAUGUGGCAAAGCAUUUAUAUGUUCCUCAACCCUAAGUAGACAUAAGAGGAUGCACACUGGAGAGAAACCCUACAAGUGUGAAGAAUGUGGCAAAGCCUUUCGUUUAUGCUCACAUCUUAUUAAACAUAAGAUAAUUCAUACCGGACAGAAACCUUACAAAUGUGAAGAAUGUGGCAAAGCUUUUAUAUGGUCCUCAACCCUCAUUGAACAUAAGAGAAUUCAUACUGGUGAGAAACCAUACAAAUGUGAAGAAUGUGGCAAAGCAUUUAUAUGUUCCGCAACCCUAACUAUACAUAAGAGAAUGCACACUGGAGAAAAACCAUACAAAUGUGAAGAAUGUGGCAAAGCUUUUCAUCGAUGCUCAAAUCUUACUAAACAUAAGAUAAUUCAUACCGGAGAGAAACCUUACAAGUGUGAAGAAUGUGGCAAAGCUUUUAUAUGGUCCUCAACCCUUACUAAACAUAAGAGAAUUCAUACUAGAGAGAAACCGUACAAAUGCGAAGAAUGUGGCAAAGCAUUUAUAUUAUCCUCAACCCUAACUAAUCAUAAAAAGAUGCACACUUUAGAGAAACCUUACAAAUGCGAAGAAUGUGGGAAAGCAUUUAUAUGGUCCUCAACCCUAACGAGACAUAAGAGGGUGCACACUGGAGAGAAACCAUACACAUGUGAAAAAUGUGGCAAAGCUUUUAAAUGGGUCUCAACUCUUACUACACAUAAGAUAAUUCAUACUGGAGAGAAACCCUAUAAAUGUGAAGAAUGUGGAAAAGCUUUUAGCCAAUUCUCAAACCUUACUGAACAUAAGAUAAUUCAUACUGAAGAGAAACCUUACAAGUGUGAAGAAUGUGGCAAAGCUUUUAAUCGGUCCUCAAAUCUUACUAGACAUAAAAUAAUUCAUACUGGAGAGAAACCUUACAAGUGUGAAGAAUGUGGCAAAGCAUUUAACUGCUUCUCAACCCUUACUAAACAUAAGAGAAUUCAUACUAGAGGGAAACCCUACAAGUGUGAAGAAUGUGGUGAAGCAUUUAGCCAAUCCUCAACCCUUACUACACAUAAGAGGAUGCACACUGGAGAGAAACCCUACAAAUGUGAAGAAUGUGGCAAAGCUUUUAAUCGAUCCUCAAAUCUUACUACACAUAAGAUAAUUCAUACUGGAGAGAAACCCUACAAAUGUGAAGAAUGUGGCAAAGCCUUUUCCUGGUCCUCAGCCCUAACUAAACAUAAGAAAAUUCAUACUGGAGAGCAGCCCUACAAAUGGGAAAAAUUUGGCAAAGCCUUUAACCAGUCCUCAUAUCUUACUACAGAUAAGAUAACUCAUAUUGGAGAGAAAUCUUACAAGUGUGAAUAACAUGGCAAAGCCUAUAAAAAGUCCUUCAUUAUUAAUGGACAUAAGAUUGUUCAUACUGGAGAGGAAUGCUAUAAACCUGAAAGAUGUGCCAAUGCUUUUGACAAGAACUCAAACUUUUCUAAACGUAAAGAAAAUCAUGCUGGUGAGAAAUCCUAGAAAUGUGAAGAACAUGACAAAGCCUUUAAAUGAGUUUCACACUUGAUUGUAGGUAAGGGAAUUCACACUGGAGGAAACUACUAGUGUGAACAGUGUGGCCAAGCUUCGAACCAAUGCUCACACCUUAUUACACAGGAAAGAAUUUAUACUUGAGAACAAAUGUGCAGAUAUAGACAAAGUUAAAAAGCCAUUAAUACCUGCUUACAUCUGACUCAAAAUCAGAGAGUUCAUGCUAAAUAAAAGUAUUAAAUGUGUAAUUAGUAUCAAAAGAUCUGUCAGAAAAUCUGUCUUGAAUGUGCGAAGGAGUAUUUUGAAAAAGCAUUACAAAUAUGAAGAGGGUUGUAAUACCUUUACUUGUGUCACAGAUCUUAUUGUAUACAUUUUAUACUAGAGGAAAACCCUGAGACAGUUGUUAAAAUUUUGCUCAACAUCACAGAGUUAUAUUGAAGAAAACUCUGUAGAUAGAUUUUGGAAAACAGUUUUUCAAAAACUACAAAUUAUAAAAACACUAAAGAGUUUAUAAUAAAAUAUAUAUUUCCAGAUGCAGUCAGUAUAAAAAAUAUUCAACCCAAAAUUCCAUUUAUGUAAAUAUCAGGGAAUAAUUUACAGUUGAACUAUCUAGACAUUGCACUAAAUCAGAGUGCUGAGUAUAGAAAAUCAUACAAACUAAAAUGUGUGUGAACAUUAUUUCUAUAUAAUUUUUAAAGAAGUAGAAUAAUGUUUGGAGAGUCAUAAUUCAAAGUAUCCUUUUUUGAAAAUACAGGAUUUUUAAAAAGUGAAUAAUAAUGAAGUUAAACUCAAAUUACUUCAUCCUGUUUAAUCAUUCCUCAUGUAUUCACAUGGAAAGCAUGUGACUAAUUGUUGCUGUAUAAAAAUACGAGAGAUUCUUUUUUUUAUGAGGCAUUAUUCAUUAUCUUUUCUAUGGAAAGGUAAGGACAUUAAAAUGUAAGAUGCAUGAUGAAAAUUUAAAUAGGCCCUUUGUGGUUAACUUAUAAUAUUGAGUGAUGCAUGAGGUUGGUGUUCAGAGUAAUAUUCUUCUGCAUUAUUUUGAAAAAUUUAGUUAAAAUUAAGUUAGUAGUAUGUUGUGUUACUGUACUUUUGUGAGUAUGCAGUAUAUUUUUAAAUUAUAAAUUAUGUGUGAACUUUUCAACAUUUUAAACAUGUUAUAUACUAUCAUGAAUUUACUGAAGUGUUACUAUGCGACUAACUUUAACCUAUUCCAGCUUACUCAAGGGUCUAGGUAAAAGAUGGUAAAAAUAUACUAUUUUUAGUAUAAAAAUAAGAUAAGAUAAAAUAAUGGACCGACAUCUCUAUUAACCUUUUUUGCCAGUGGCUUUCAGGUGCCAAUAAACUUAAAGAAUAUUGUUUCUGUAGGUUAAAUUUUUAUUCUUAUUUUUGCAUUUAAAUUUAUGUUUCUUAAUUUUUGUGGGUACAUAAUAUGUGUAUAUAUUUACACUGUAUAUGGUAUAUUGUAAUACAGGCGUACAAUAUAUAAUAAUUACAUUAGAGGAAGUGAGGUAUCCAUUACCUCUAGCAUUUAUUCUUUGUAUUACAAGCAAUUCAAUUCUACAGUUUUAGUUAUUUUUAAAUGUACAAUUAAAUUUUUGUUAACUACAGGGUCAUUUUUAUGGUCAUAAUGGAAAGUAUAUUCAAACAUAAGUAAAAAUUCAUACAUUUCUGAGUCCUGAAUAAAUAUUUUUAAAAAUUUUAAUAUAUUUUUCUUUGAACAUGUGUCCUCUGCCUGCAAGCACAUAUGGACUAUUAGUAUUGAUGUAUAUAGAGUUAAAUAUUCACAUCUGUUAGUCUAAAGAUAAACUUUAGGUGUAAAUAAAUUAUGGAGUAAGUGUGUUUGUGUGAGUAGAAGUUUGAAAUUAUUUUUAGCAGAAAAAAGCAAUAUCAGAACAAAAUAAGUCAUUUUAAGGAGGUGUCUAAUUUACUGGAAAACAAAAAUUCUCAAAAAUGCUGAAAACAAAUCUAUCCUCUCUGCUUUGUAUUGAAUGUAUUCCUGUGCAAUCUUUUGACUAAUGGUUCGGAAUCUCUCCAUGCAAAUUCUCUGUUUUUAACUUGACUGGUACUCAUGCUAAACCAUACUUUUCUUUUUUUGUUGUUGUUUCAUAGUUUUUGUUUAUUUGUUUCGAGACAGAGUCUUGCUCUGUCACCCAGGCUGGGGUACAGUGUUGGCUCACUGAAACCUCCACCUCCGAGAUUCAAGCAAUUCCCUUGCCUCAGCUUUUGAGUAGCUGGGAUUACAGGCGUGAGUCACUGCACCUGGCCUGUGUAAUAGUUUAUCAAAUAUUCAUUAUGUGAGCUGGUCUGUAAUUAUGAGAAUAAUCUUUUAAUGUAUUAUUUCAUAAGUUAUUGAGGUACAGUGGUAUUUGGUUAGAUGAGUAAGUUUAUUAGAGGUGAUUUGUGAGAGCCUGAUGAACCCAUUCCUGAGCAGUAUACACUGCACCAUAUAUGUUGUCUUUUAUCCCUCCACCUUCCCACUCUUUCCCCCAAGUCUCCAAAGUCCAUUGUAUCUUUUUUUUUUUUUUUU
Messenger RNA from Sapajus apella (tufted capuchin), 6289 nucleotides. RefSeq names its product zinc finger protein 726-like. Bases 1399 to 3597 code for a protein of 732 amino acids. The transcript is spliced from 4 exons. Gene Ontology annotation, molecular function: DNA-binding transcription repressor activity, RNA polymerase II-specific. Lineage: Eukaryota; Metazoa; Chordata; Mammalia; Primates; Cebidae. Gene Ontology annotation, biological process: negative regulation of transcription by RNA polymerase II. The record is from RefSeq and is a predicted model, not a curated record.